Molecule: messenger RNA, 2654 nt
Organism: Opisthorchis viverrini
Lineage: Eukaryota; Metazoa; Platyhelminthes; Trematoda; Opisthorchiida; Opisthorchiidae
Exons: 3
Coding region: 218-2221 (667 amino acids)
Biological process (GO): protein autoprocessing; cell-cell signaling; regulation of gene expression
Molecular function (GO): calcium ion binding; patched binding
Source: RefSeq, a predicted model, not a curated record
AUCAUAGUGGUCAACACUGGUGAAACUGCGAUUUGCGGCAAGUGUUGACUACUAUUUUCAACGGAUCAGAAGCCUUUAUAAAUGGAAUCCUCUCUCAGAAGACUUCAGUUUAAUGUGUGCCUCGUUGAUUUUGAACGGUCAAACUGUCUGUGAUAGGAAGACAGAGUGUACGGAUUGAAAACAAUAUCGCAUUCAAAGCCAAAUUCAAGGUUUGCAAAUGUCUGAUGGACGAUACAGGCGUCUAACUCCCGUCACAGCAUUCCACCUGCUACCUAUCAUUUUUCUAAUGACUAAUAGUGUCCACGGAUGUUUUAAAUCUUCACUUUACUAUCGACACAAAGUACGAUCCAGAUCACACGUAUUUGCUCCAGGUGAAUAUCAGCCGGUGCAAAUGGAGCAUACAACGGACGGUAGUGGACCCCUGGAUGCGCGUGACUUCCAUCACAGUAUACCAAACAGACGACUUGUCCGUGUGGAAUCACCUCACAUCGUGUUCGAUUCAGAGGAGGCUAGAUGGAUGUCUGAGGGUUGUCGCGAUCGUCUUCUCAAGCUGUCCACACAAAUACAGAACACAUGGGCAAACCAGAGAGUGAAACUACGCGUUCUUCGAGCAUGGAUAAAACCGCCACCGCAGUACCAGGCCCCACCUUCAGAAGAUGACUCUGAGAAGUCAGUUGAUCCAAACUCAAUGAUAGAUUCGGAUGAUGGUUCCUUAAGAUUUGACACUGGAACUCAGCAACACGUGACAGAAAAGUUUUUAGGGAUUCAGACUACCCGCAGCCAUCCGACUCCUGCUACCCAAGCACCAUACGCAACGAUGCGCGAAAAAAGUCAUCAAAAUGCCAGAAAAGGACCCAAGCAUGGUAAUCGAAUUGUAGAUAUGACGCCAGAGAUGAUGGUUGACGAUGAUUCGCACGACUUUCCCGGGAAUUCUAUCUUCCAGUCCGGAAGAAACUCCUUGGGGUAUCCCCAUCGUCAGCACCCUGACUCUUACUGGACGCCAUGGAGAAGGAAGCUUCCUUCAUCUAGGCAGCCUGGUUAUGUUCAAAAUCCCAACAGUUAUGGCUUUGUGCGACAUGGUUUCGGCGGCAUCAAUGACAUAUACUCAAACAGUCUUUCCAGUAAAUUGGUCCGCCUACCAAGAGAACCACAGAAAAUUUCAACAAUAAAUGCAACAGCAAAUACCAGUCAGUCGGGAGUGCACCGACACCGCAUUUUCAGUCGUUCAGUAGGAAGUAGCAUGCAGGCCUUCAUGAUAAACCGAAACCCCUAUUCACAUGUGAAUACGAUGACCCAGGUACGGUUUGAGCAGUGGUUGCAUAUGCGUAUGGAGGAAUUCCACUAUGCUGGUCGGGCAGUGGAUGUGCAACUGAUUACGCAAUCGUACCGACUACCUGGCAGUGUGAACGAAAACUUAGGGGUCCUGGCACAGAUUGCAUACUAUGUCGCUCACUUCGACUGGUGCUAUUUCAGCCGGUCUGGUCAUGUCCAUUGCUCCGUGAAGCCAGAUGCAAGCAUCACUUCACAAUGGUUCGGCUGUUUCCCGGGUUCUGUGCAGGUGAACUCUGCUGAUGGACGUUUGAUUUCAAUGAGAAACUUGAAAAUUGGUGACCAUGUGCUAACCCGGGACACAAUCACUGGGGAUCUCGUCAGAACGCGAGUCGUCGGCUUUCUUCAUAGGGAUGAACAUGCUUGGCGACCGAAUCUACGCGUCACCUUCAAAUCAUCCUUCAAAAAUGAAUCCAUAUGUAACUCGAGUUCACCUUCCCAACUAUUUCUUACGCCAAAUCACAUUGUUUAUAUCAAAAACGAAACCGAGUCAGAGAUAAAAGUCAGCUCAAUAUUUGCCGGCGACCUGAAAAUCGGCGAUACCAUAUUUAUGUUUGAUCCGUUGACAAACAACGUCACCACAGCACGUGUAAUUAACUUGUUAUUAAUCACAGAGUGGCAGCCUGAAAUUAUCGGACUGUAUGCCCCUUUAACUGAAACAGGCACAAUGCUUAUUGACAACUUGUUGGUCUCUUGUUUUGCUCAGUUCGCAAAUGAGUACAUUGCUUACAUGGUCACAUGGCCUUUACAGCUGUAUUAUCGGCUCGCCUGUUGGUUAAAGUUGGACAAUGUCUGGCCAAGCUGGCAGCAUGGCGUUCACUGGUUCUUGGAGUGGGUCUACCACACCACGGAACCAUGGUUGUCCGGAACUCUGUUCUACACUCAGACUUGAUGACUUUCGUAGGGAUGUAUCACCUUAAUAGGAGCCUCAAUUUUUAUAUCAUUUACUCAAAUUACCAAAGAUAUUUUCUUUCUUCAGUGGAUCGAUUAGAUCUAUGGAAUAUCUAUCUGUACAGACCUCACCUGUUUUACUAGUGUCGUGGAUUCUCCGGUGUGCAUUUGUUUCUGAUGAUCAAGAAGCGCAGUACGUUUGCUCAUCAGCUGGAUUCUUUUUGUUUUCAUAUACAUUUGAUCAUUUCGCAUUUCGAAGUGGAAUAAUGCAGCCGACCAUCUACCCUAUUUGGAAGCCAAGCUGGUUUGAUACUCACUGGCCUAUACUGAUUUUGUAAAUAAUCCAUACCUACCCAUCUAAGUGACUAUCAAAGUCUCUUCCACCUCCUUUUUCAUUCAUAUCUCGUCGGAUAAUAAAAGCUGUCGUACGGAAA